AUGGAAUUAUUCAUUAUUUUUCUCAUCUUUGGAAAAAUACCGUUAGCGUUAGUACAAUUUUACAUAUAUAAACCAAAUUAUCGAGGGUUAAUAAGUGGAAAUAAUUUACCUUUUUGUAUCUGUCAAUUCGAUUCUUUUGGUGACCGAUGUGAUAUUAAAUACGAUCAAUGUUUAUUAACACCUUGUCAAAAUAAUGGUUCAUGUUAUUCGACUAUUGAACCAGAUACUAUCACAUGUUCAUGUACUCCAGAAUAUCAUGGAAGAAAUUGUGAACUCAGAAGACCACAUAUGAAAUUGUAUAUCAAUGAAAGUGUUAAUCAUGUAGCAGCUGUUGUUCAAUAUUUUGAUAUUGAUCUUAUUUCACUUAAUCUCAUUCUUGUUUAUCAAAAAGUAUAUCGACAUGAUCGAAAAACAUCACCACAAAUAACAUUAGUUAAAGUCUAUUCUUCUCCUGUUGAUGAUCCUGUUCAAAUCUAUUUGAUUUCUCUUCAUAUCAAUGCGAUAUCAAUUAAUGCAAUUACUCAAAUGAAUGAAAAAACUCAAGGUGUUGAACUCCGUACAUAUGACACAAAAUUUCUUUCAAACUAUUCUCCAAUUAAAUAUCAUUCUUUAUGUCGAAAUGAUUCAAAUUUAUUUUGUUUUCGCGACAAUUUUUAUCUAUGUAUUUGUGGUGAAAAUCAUACUCGAGUCGAAUGUUUUCGUUAUGAUCAUACAUUGGAUCAAUGUUCACGAUAUCAACCUGGUAGUCGUUGUUUAAAAGAAAAAGAUCAAUUUCUUCAAUCCAACACUUUUAUUUGUUUAUGUCCACAAUGUCGAUCAGGAAUUUAUUGUCAAUUAAAUUCAAAUUCAUUCGUAUUCACCCUUGAUCAACUCUUUUAUAGUGAUCUUAUUUCAAACAAGAAAAUGAUUGUUGUCUACUCAUUAAUUAUUAGUUCUAUGCUUCUCGUCCUUAUCGCUCUAGUAAACAACAUCUUUUCCUUUGUUACGUUUCGUCGUCAAAAAUGUUUACUCAAUGACGUAGGACACUAUUUAUUUCAUAUGAGUAUUAUCAAUCAAAUUAGUUGUAAUCUUCUUCUUGCUCGUCUUAUUCAUAUUAGUGUUACUGUCACCGGUUUACAUUCUCAUCCAACUGUUGACAAUAUUCUCUGCAAAAUAUUAACUUAUUUAUUGACAUGUUUUACUCGUGUUGCCUAUUGGUUUAUAUCAUUUGUGGCAAUUUUCUGGCGCAUAUGA
Messenger RNA from Adineta steineri, 1233 nucleotides. The record is from the annotation of a GenBank genome assembly. NCBI's taxonomy places the organism in Eukaryota, Metazoa, Rotifera, Eurotatoria, Adinetida, Adinetidae.